This is a messenger RNA of Gadus chalcogrammus (walleye pollock), 1437 nucleotides long. It is a transcript of the gene smpx, whose product is annotated as small muscle protein X-linked. The transcript has 5 exons. Gene Ontology annotation, cellular component: M band; costamere; muscle tendon junction. Bases 130 to 402 code for a protein of 90 amino acids. The record is from RefSeq and is a predicted model, not a curated record. NCBI's taxonomy places the organism in Eukaryota, Metazoa, Chordata, Actinopteri, Gadiformes, Gadidae.
GAGAGAGAGAGAGAGAGAGAGAGAGAGAGAGAGAGAGAGUGAAAGAGAAAGAGAGAGAGGCAUUCAAUGAGUUUUGAGCUACCAUAGGGACAGUCUCAUCAAAAGGAAACCGGACUUCCUUGGGGGAAAAUGGCCAAACCUUCAUCCAACGUCAAAGCCCUUCAGGCUAACCUGAACAUCCCGAUGGGAGCUCUACGUCCGGGGGCGGGACAUCCUGUAAAGAGGAGAGAGGAGACAGUAGACGCAGAAGAGGCACCGCCGCCGAACCUGCCCCAGGCCACGCCCACGACACCUGACGAGAAGAAGACGUUACCGGGAGCCGUGAAGCUGCCCGGCCCCGCGGUCAACCUGUCUGAGCUACAGAACGUGAAGAGCGAACUGCGACUCGUCACCAAGGAAUAAGGACUCGUCCCCCCCUAGCGGUGGAACAAAAAACCUCACCCACUUGAUGACCGAAGAACAUAACACUACCAGUCAAUUCUCUAGCAGGACAAAAAACUGUUUAUAAUUUUUGACAACGAAACAAUUCAGUGUCAGCAGUCCAGAACUUUCUCUCAGCUGGCCAAGCGCCGAAUCGACCCGGAAUAACUACAAAUAACCAAUGUUGAAACAAGCCGUGAGCCGCUGUAAAACAUUAAAGCAAACAACUUCACGGUUUGAUCGGUCGGUUCUUUUCUUGGACCCCUGUCAAAACGUUUAGGAUGGAUGGUUAUUUAAUAGCUUGCCAUAUUGCAAUGCUUGACAGGAAUUAUAUUAUUAUUUCCAUUUUGUUUUAGGAAAAGUUUUUACGGUUGAAAAUGUUUGCGUUGUCAAAACACGAUAAGGUCAAAAGUUCCCUAUUAGCAGCUUUUUAUGCCGUACGCAAGCAAACAGUUCAGAAUAAUAAUUUUUUUUUGUUGGGAUUUUUCUUUCCUUAACACUGUGGCAAUCUUGUUUUAUUCUGUGUGUGUUUACAGGGAAAACCUUAAACUUAAACAAAAAAACAGUGUGACAAUGUAGGAGUAUAACGCGUUUGAUUCUUUCAGUGUAGAGUACUAUCUUGUAAAAUUCUCUUUUGUCAUAAGCAAUAAUAUAUUUAUUCAUUGAACCCAAUUCUCUGUAAGCAUCCUGUUCAGUUCACGACAGCUAGUAGCACUGUGAUGACCGAGAGAAUCUGGUAACGGUCUUAUGUAGAAACCCAAAUUCAAAUCAUGCUGCCCAUUCUCACUUCUAAAGGGUAUUUUCGUUCUUUCCAGCAUCCAUUUAUCCAUUUUAUUCAAAACGUUUCUGAUAAAUUUUUAAAUUCUGCCGUUUUCGGCUGCGUUUGAUAGUCCCGCUGGUUUCAUUCCAUCCACGAGUUUAGGCUUAGAGCUGUUCUUCCACAAGUCCGGAAUUUAAACUGUAAAAAGUUGCAAUAAAUUAUUUCUUGGUUGUACAAAGAAAGUCUUUUUGUCAUGU